AGCGGAGACAGAAAAGACACAAGCAAUCAUGUCCCUUUCAGCUUUGAUUAAGUAUUUGGAGUUGCUGUCAGAUGAAGAAAACUUUGGUCAGUUCAGCUUGUCCCUGUUUGAUUUGAGUCAGUACAUGAAGCUGGAUGCUGCAGCUGUGAGGGCCUUGAAUCUAUUGCCCAGCACUGUGGAAGGUGGAAAUAAGAACCAGAGUAUACUUGGAUUACUAAAUAAGUGUAAAACAGCUCAAGGUCAAAGGUUACUGUCUCAGUGGGUCAAACAACCCCUUGUGGAUCUGAAUAAAAUUGAGGAGCGUCUAAAUGUGGUACAAGUGUUUGUAGAAGAUACAGAACUAAGACAGACUUUACAGGAUGAACAAUUAAGAAAAAUUCCAGAUUUCCAGAGGUUAGCUAAAAAGUUUCAGAGAAAGAGAGCUACAUUACAGGAUUGCUACAGGGUAUACCAGGCCUUAGACAAGAUGCCAUAUCUUCUGGAGGUAUUGGAGAAACAUGAAGGAGAGCACCAGUCAUUACUUAUGGAGCUAUUCACUAACCCAGCAAAGGAAUUAUUGAUGGACUUUGCCAAGUUCCAGGAAAUGAUUGAAACAACCAUGGACCUUGCCCAAGUAGAAAACCAUGAUUUUGUUAUCAAAGCUGAUUUUGAUGAAGGCCUUGCAGCCCUCAGAGAAAAAAUUGAUGAGCUUGAAGAUGGUAUCAAAGGCCAGAUGAAUAAGGUGGCAAGAGAUUUGGGAGUCGAACCAAAUAAAGUCCUCAAGCUUGAGAGCAACAGCCAGCUGGGAUACUUUUUCAGAGUCACACGCAAGGAAGAAAAGGCGCUGCGGAACAACAAAAACUACAUGACAAUUGACACAAAGAAGGAUGGUGUUCGUUUCCAUAACAAUGCUGUUCGCCGCAUGAAUGAGGAAUACCUGAAGGCAAAGGAAGACUAUAAUGAGCAACAAAAGAGUGUGGUGUUGGAGAUCAUUACUAUAGCAGCGGGAUAUGUAGAACCAAUGUUACUGCUGAAUGACAUCAUCGCCCAGUUAGAUGUACUUGUGAGUUUUGCCCAUGUUGCUGUGUCUGCACCUGUUGCUUAUGUACGACCUAAUCUAUUAGCCAAAGGAAGUGGUGUAAUUCAGCUGACAGAGGCUAGACACCCUUGUUUGGAAAUGCAGGAUGAUGUUGCAUUUAUACCUAAUGAUGCUAGUUUUGCAAAAGACAAACAGAUGUUCCAUAUCAUAACUGGUCCAAAUAUGGGAGGAAAAUCAACCUACAUCCGCUCUGUAGGAGUAGUAGUACUGCUGGCACAGAUGGGCUGCUAUAUUCCUUGUGCUGAGGGAGAGAUCACUAUUGUUGACAGCAUACUUGCACGUGUAGGAGCAGGUGACAGUCAGCUAAAAGGAGUUUCUACAUUCAUGGCAGAGAUGUUGGAGACUGCCUCAAUCCUCAGGUCUGCAACAGAAGAUUCCUUGAUUAUCAUAGAUGAGUUAGGAAGAGGAACGUCCACCUAUGAUGGGUUUGGUCUGGCAUGGGCUAUUUCUGAACACAUUGCAACCAAAAUUAAGGCCUUUUGUCUGUUCGCUACUCAUUUUCAUGAGUUAACAGCACUGUCAGAUGUUGUUCCUACUGUCAACAACCUUCAUGUGACUGCCCUGACAACCAACGACACUCUCACUUUGCUGUACAGGGUCAAGCCAGGUGUGUGUGAUCAGAGCUUUGGUAUCCAUGUGGCAGAGUUGGCUCAUUUCCCUAAGAAUGUUAUAGAGUUUGCCAAGAACAAAGCAAGUGAGCUCGAAGAUUUUCAGAAUGUCUGUCUGUCAGGUACAGACUUGGAAGGUGAUUCAGAACCAGCUGUCAAGAAACGCAAACUUGUAAAAGAGGAAGGUGAGGAGAUCAUCAAAGAUUUUCUAUCAAAAGUGAAAAAAUUGCCACUAUCCAGUUUAUCCCCUGAAGAUGCUAUCACAGAACUCAACAAGCUAAAGGCCUGUGUAAAGGAGAAGAAUAACCCUUAUGUUGAGGAUGUGAUUUCAAGAGGCAAGUGAGACAAUCACAGUAUGUAUGUGUAAUGGAGAAAUUUUUAUCAUAAACCAACAUCAUUUGAGAUGGCUGUUCUUUACAGUGAAAGAUGGAAUGCGGAUGAACUCAAGCAGAAAAUGAGACACUUGCCUUCAUGCUGUAAGUGUAAUGAAGAAAGUUGUGUCUUAAUCCAGUGAGGUGGCUGUCAUGCACUUAGGAAGGUGAAGCAGAUAUAUCUGCAGUGCUGACAGAGGCACUGCUUUUGCCCAUUA
This is a messenger RNA of Ylistrum balloti, 2275 nucleotides long. Its product is annotated as DNA mismatch repair protein Msh2-like. Gene Ontology annotation, biological process: mismatch repair; mitotic recombination. The transcript is spliced from 18 exons. Lineage: Eukaryota; Metazoa; Mollusca; Bivalvia; Pectinida; Pectinidae. The record is from RefSeq and is a predicted model, not a curated record. The coding region runs from base 29 to 2029 and encodes 666 amino acids. Gene Ontology annotation, cellular component: MutSalpha complex; nucleus. Gene Ontology annotation, molecular function: mismatched DNA binding; ATP-dependent DNA damage sensor activity; ATP binding.